CGAGCGUGUUCCAUUCCACUCGUUCCGUUCCGUCGGCCCUGACAAAUGCCGAGGAAUCGAAUCGCGUCGUAUUUUUUAGUCAUUGCAGGAAUUACUUUUUAGCUAGUGCUAUAUAUAAUGUAUUGCCUCUAAGGCCCAUCCACGAACCAUUUGCACAACGGAUUGGACCAGACGAGCGUAGUUCUUAGAGGUGCUUUUCCCUUUUUUGUUAUUCUAGCAAGUCGCUCGGCAUGGAGGCUUCUGAAAAAGACAAAACGGCCGGCGACGAGGCCGAGGGCUCACUGGGAGCCAUCGAGAAGACGCCGUCAGAGGACCCGGUGGCCCAGGCUGAGGCUGCAGUCAAGGAAAGCGAAGAUUCCACCGCGGACGCGGCCAAUUUGGAUUCAGUAUUGCCGGAAAAGGCCAAGAGCAAGUCGCCCUCGCCGUCGCCAGCCAAGGAGAAUGGUGGUGGUGAUGGCGCUGACGAGCCCGAUGCCGAGGCACCUGCUGAAGCCACUGCCCGCUCUCGUAGCCGCAGUCGCAGUGGCUCCAGGAAGUCCAGAAGCGCCUCCCGCUCGCGCAGCGGUUCGCGGCGCUCCCGCAGCGGCUCCGCCCACUCCGCAGCCAGUUCCCGGCACUCCAAGCAAUCCUUAAACGGCUCCCGGCGUUCCCGCAGCGGAUCUGCCCGCUCGCGCAGUGGAUCCCGUCAUUCGGGCGCUGCUCCGGGCUCGCCCACAGGCUCUAGGCGUUCGCGCAGUGGCUCUCGACGAUCGCGCAGCGGCUCCAGACGUUCCCGCAGCGGCUCAAAGCGAUCCCGCAGUGGAUCCCAUCGCUCACGCAGUGGCUCCAAGCGUUCCCGCAGUCGGUCCGGCUCUAGACGCUCCAGUCGUUCCAGGAGCGGUUCACGACGUUCGCGCAGUGGCUCGGGGUCAAGACGUUCGCGCAGCGGCUCCGGCUCGAGGCGUUCUCGCAGUGGCUCCCGGCGCUCCAGGAGCGGAUCUAGGCGCUCCCGCAGCGGCUCCAGGCGUUCUCGCAGUGGAUCGGCUCGCUCGCGCAGCGGAUCCCGACGUUCCCGCAGUGGAUCUGGGUCAAGGCGUUCUAGGAGUGGAUCAAGACGAUCGCGUAGCGGAUCCAGACGUUCUCGCAGCGGCUCCAGGCGCUCUAGAAGUGGCUCCCGUCGCUCUAGAAGUGGUUCUAGGCGCUCGAGGAGCGGCUCCAGGCGCUCUAGAAGCGGCUCCCGACGCUCUAGGAGCGGAUCAAGACGUUCUAGGAGUGGAUCAAGGCGCUCUAGGAGCGGAUCCCGUCGUUCUAGAAGUGGAUCCCGGCGCUCGAGAAGCGGCUCCAGGCGCUCUAGGAGUGGAUCCCGUUCCCGCUCUCGCAGUCGCUCGAAUGCAUCGCGAAAGGGAUCUCGGUCCCGCUCCGGCAGUGCCGCAUCCCAGAAUGACGCCAGACGUAAAAGAUUAGCCAUCAGUGAUUCCGAAGACGAGGGACCGAAGAUAGUCAAAAAACGCGCAAAAAUCACAGACACAGACAACGAAGAGGAGGAGGACCAGGAUAAUGGCCUGGGAAAGGAGAAGUCACAAGAGAAAAUCACAGAGAGCUCAGACGAUGAGAACACACCAAUUUCAAAUGAAGCAGAAAACAGCAACUUUAUUUCGGACUUUGAUGCCAUGCUCCUGCGCAAGAAGGAGGAGAAGCGAGUGCGUCGUCGCAAGCGUGAUAUCGACCUGAUCAACGACAACGACGACCUGAUUGACCAGCUAAUCAUCAGCAUGAAGAACGCCUCCGACGACGAUCGGCAGCUAAACAUGAUGGGCCAGCCGGCCACGAAGAAGAUUUCCAUGCUGAAGCAAGUGAUGUCGCAGCUAAUCAAGAAGCACCUGCAGCUCGCCUUCCUGGAGCACAACAUACUCAACGUACUUACGGACUGGCUGGCGCCGCUGCCCAACAAGAGUCUGCCCUGUCUACAGAUACGCGAGAGCAUCCUCAAGCUCUUGUCGGACUUCCCUACCAUUGAAAAGGGGCUGCUGAAGCAGUCCGGCAUCGGCAAGGCUGUGAUGUACUUGUACAAACACCCGCAGGAGACCAAGACGAAUCGCGACCGCGCCGGUCGCCUGAUCUCCGAGUGGGCCCGCCCCAUAUUCAACCUCAGCUGCAACUUCUCGGCGAUGAGCAAGGAGGAACGGCAGGAGCGCGACCUGGCGCAGAUGUCGCGCCACCGCCACAAGAGUCCCGACCCCGAGCCCGCCUCCACCAGCAAAGCCCCGACCCUGAAUCACACCUUCGCCAACGAGGACAAGCUGCUGCGUCCCGGCGACCCCGGCUGGGUGGCCCGCGCCCGUGUGCCCAUGCCCUCCAACAAGGACUACGUCAUCCGCCCCAAGUCCACCGUCGAGGGCGAAAUCUCCACGUCAACCAAGCGCAAGCCAAACCGCUAUGAGAAGCAUAUGAAACGCUUUCUGGACUCGAAGCGGCUGAAGGAGAGCCGCCGGGCCGUGGAGAUAUCCAUAGAGGGUCGCAAGAUGGCACUGUAAGCAGCGUUCUAGCUAACUUUAAAUAAAAUAAAAUCCAAAUCAUAGAACAAAAUUAAAGAUAUAUUUUUGAAUAUACAUAACUACACUUAAAA
Messenger RNA from Drosophila biarmipes, 2605 nucleotides. RefSeq names its product IWS1-like protein. The record is from RefSeq and is a predicted model, not a curated record. Gene Ontology annotation, biological process: poly(A)+ mRNA export from nucleus. Lineage: Eukaryota; Metazoa; Arthropoda; Insecta; Diptera; Drosophilidae. The coding region runs from base 231 to 2513 and encodes 760 amino acids. The transcript has 6 exons. Gene Ontology annotation, cellular component: nucleus.